Messenger RNA from Hydra vulgaris (swiftwater hydra), 3809 nucleotides. The record is from RefSeq and is a predicted model, not a curated record. NCBI's taxonomy places the organism in Eukaryota, Metazoa, Cnidaria, Hydrozoa, Anthoathecata, Hydridae.
CAUCUACGCAACAUAUACGCAACCUGUAAGUUUGCACGUUGUUAAACGAAUAUAUAGAUCCUAGAAUUGAUCAAUGUUCUACUUCAAACUGUGUUAUUUUUUAAAAUUUAAGUUUUACUUCUUUGAGCUCAAUGCGUUUCCUGUUAUUAUUGUAGAAUUUAUUGUUUAAUUUUACUGACGUUGUCACAAGGUAAAUUAAUUAAAGAAACAGAAAAACCAACCGAGUUACAUGCAGAGAAACUUACAACAGGUGGAGCUAUGAGCCAAGAUACUUUUGUGACUUUACGAGUAAAUAAACAAGAUUAUGCUUCAAAAUUAGAUAGGCGUGGAUCUUGGUCAAACUUUGAGAGUUCAUUGAAAAAAGUACCUUCAUCCGUCGGCCAAUUCUUAUCAAAAUCUUCGUCUCAAUCCAAAACACCUCCGAUAAUUAGAAAAAAUAAUGAAAAAUCUACUAGAGAUGCGCUUUGGUUGUCAAGUAAUCUUUUAAAUAAUGUAACCGCUGAAUUAUGUUACACUAAAGAAAACGAGACUGACAAAUGUAUAAAAAAUCCGUUAAUUCGCCCCCUUAAUUCUUCGUCAUUUCGUUCAGAAAUAAAUCCAAUUAUUAGAGUUAUUGAGGAGACAGUCACAACAGACGCGAGUAAAAGUGAUAAAAAAAGACUCUGCAAAAGCAGUUCUUCGGAAAUGUUUCCUUUAAAACAUAACAAUGACGAAUUAAAGAGUAAAAGUCAUUAUUCAGACACGUUCACAAUAAAACAUCAAAAUGACUAUAUAAGAAAAAAAAGUUGUUCUUCUGAAACAUUUCCAACUAAACUUCAAAACAACAAAAUAAAAAGUAAAAGUUCAGACACGUUUCUAACAUUAGCAAACAACGAGGAAAUAAAAAAUGAAUGUAGUUUUUCGGACACACUGCCAACUAAACUUGAUAACGAAGAAACGAGGAUUAAAUGCAUCUCUUCGGAUACACUGUCAAAAAAAAGAGAAAGUGAUGAAAUAAGUAAAUGUUAUUCAUCCGACACGCUACAAACAAAACCAAACAACAAAGAAGUCGGAAAUAAAAUUAAUUCAUCUUGUAUAUUUUCUAAUCCUUCCAAUAUAUUCCCUAAUUCAUUUGAUAUAGUCCCGACAGUUCUUUAUAACAAAGUAGAAAACCAAAAUAAUUUUUCAGAAACAAUUUUAACAAACUCUCACAAUAAAGAAAAUAAAUGCGCUAAAAAAAUAUCUGACGCUUUAGAAAUAGUUAAAAAGUCUAAAUUGCCGAAUGUCCUAGUUAGCCGAAUAGUGUUUGGAAAUUCUAAAACAGAAAACGGAAGCUAUUUAAACGGCUGGAACGCAAACUUUUUUGAGGAAUCUAAAGUUGAAUCUAAUUUGCUAAACGAAAAAAGCACGGAUAACAUUAUUGACAAUAUAAUUUUAGAAAGCGUUAUUCUAGAAACAUUGAAAAAGAGUACAGUAAUGAUGACCUAUGACCCAGUUUUAUCAAUAAAUAGAGCCCAACAUAUAAGUAAGGAACUAGUCGAGACAGUUAAAAAAAACUUAUUCAACGAAAAGAGUUUAUACAAAGUCGUGGCGCAAGUGUUUCUUGGUGCACUCAAAGAUAACGGAUUUUACUUUGCCACGCAAUGUUCUUUUGAACCGAACGGCGAUUUAUUUGCUUCUUCAAUUGUUAAUACUAACGACAUGUUUGUAUGUGCGAUUGUCAAAGCAGAAAAAUGUGUUUUAGAGGAUAUAUGAACUUUUAAUAUUGUCAUUCAAAGAGCUACACUGCUUAGUUUCAAAAUAUUGUUAUUAAUUGUAUUGCCUUGGAAACUUAAAACCCUUAAUCAAUGAAAAUUUAAUAUGUAACGUUUUAUCUGUUAUUAAUGACGAACGAGUUAAAUGUAAGAUAAGAACGACUUGUGGUGAGAUUAACCUUAUUUUAUUUGAAUUUUCGUUUGCAUCAAGACGAUAAUUUUGUUAAUCUCCGUUGAUAUGGAAAUGAAGUGAUGCAAUAUUGUAUAAAUUUAGGAUUAAUUAAAUAAAAAGAAUUUGUAAACAAUUUAUAAAAUAUUUAAUAAACACAAUUUAAUAUAAUUAAAAUUUUAAAAAGAUAGAUAAUUUUUUUUUAAAUCUAACAAAAAGUAUUUUAAUUUAUAUAAAUAAAAGUUUUAUGAAUAAUCUUCAAAACCUUAACAUAGUCCCCUUCCCACCGCUGAUGACACUGCAUAGAACAAAGUUUAGAACUCAUUAUUCUUUAAAACUAUUUCAUUGGAUUCAAAACAAUUCAGUGGAUUCAUUGAACAACGAUGGUGUAGACAGCCUCUAAAAAAAUGUUUUUAAAAUGAAUUAUAAACAUUCACUGCGAAGGCGAAAAAUUCUCCAACUGACACAAUUAUAUAACUACCUUCAAAAAAGAAUGCUGCUGCAAUACAAAAAGCGGAUGCGUAUUAAAUGGUUAACACUGUGAGUAGAUCCUAAAUCCGAUCAUGAAGAAGUAAGUUCAAGACCAAAAUCUUGGAAUAGUAUCACAGCAACUGUUAAUAAAUUUGUGCCAAGGUAUAAAAAGUCGAAAUCGUUGAUUGAAAAUCGAGUAACAACUUCCGCUUUACACAACGACCCAUCUAAAGUUAGUCAAAAUCACGAAAAACACCACGCUAACAAUGCGUUAGGCAAAUCUUCUGAAAUAUUACGCAACUUCACAUUUGAAUUUCUUAACCCUAACUUGAAAAAAUUAGUAAAAGAAAUUCCUGUUGAAAACUCAAAAAAGGUUACCACGAGUAUUCCGUUAUUGAUGGUUCAACAAUUUGACGGCUCCAAUGAAUCGCCACCUCUAAAUAAAAAACCUUUUGGGAGACUCAGAGGUUUUUCUGAAAACUUUUCUCAUUGCAAAGAUACCAACAAACUUCCAUUAGCAUUUCGCAAAUAUAGUUUAAAAGAUGAUGCUUUUAUUCACGUUGAAGAACCUCGUGACGUUGAAGAACCUCGUGACGUUGAAGAACCUCCUAGUGAAAUUAUAUUAAAAGAGGUAUCAAACCACAAAGAAAUUGACCCUUUUUUAAAUAUUGCUGGAAAUGAAAACCAAGAAAAAGAAAUUAUUACUAUUGAUAAUACCUUUCUCAGAAAUCUUAUUUCUAAGGUUUUAGCAAAGAAUACUCUAAACAUGACAUAUGAUGCAAAUCUUUCAAUCGCAAGGUCAAGAAAAAUAAGCAAAGAACUCGAGAAGCAAUUAAAAAACUGUUUCGAUAGCGAAGAUCCUUAUCGAAUAAUAGCACAAGUAUUUUUUGGUGAAAUAAAAGAUCACGGAAUGAGUUUAGCUAUUGAGUGUGAUACUGAUUAUUUUGCAUCUUCAACCGUUUGUAUAAACGAUUUGUUUGUCAGUGGUAUUGUGGCAUUAAGUAAGUAAAACCAAAAAUAACGAUAUGUGAUCAUUUAUGCGUUUGUUACACGUAUAUUAGGCAACAAUCCAUGCAUGCAUUAGGAAACAAAUUUGGUAAACAACAUAAUUCAGUUUUACUAUGCCUCCCGGUAGAUUACCGUUGGGUUUAUUCGCGUAACGUUUCUCAAUGACCUUUUACCAAUACAAGAAUAUGCUCUAAAACGGCUUCUUAUUGUUCCAUUGCAGAAAACAGUCAUUAUAACCAAAAACUAACUGUAUUAAAAGGUAUAUAAAAAUAUUUAGCAAACGAUUUUUAAAAAAAAUGUUAGUCAAAUAUUCUGCUCAACCUUUAAAUUUUUAAUCUGUAAAUGUGUUGCUUAAUGUUUACUUGUUAAACUCUAAACUUGUAAGAAAAUUUGUUUAAGAUCAGAAUAAAUUACUUUAUAUACAUAUA